This is a messenger RNA of Botrytis cinerea B05.10, 1523 nucleotides long. RefSeq lists its product as hypothetical. NCBI's taxonomy places the organism in Eukaryota, Fungi, Ascomycota, Leotiomycetes, Helotiales, Sclerotiniaceae. The record is from RefSeq and is a predicted model, not a curated record. The transcript has a single exon. The coding region runs from base 108 to 1382 and encodes 424 amino acids.
GGCGGCAACAUUCUUAUAUAAAGAAGCUGGUCUAUUGCACAUUCUCAAUCUCUUUCAACCUGACAAUCUUCAACAUACACCUUUCGUAAUAGCUCAUCAACGGAACAAUGGCAUCUCAACUUCUCUCCCCUUUACAAAAUGCAUUUCCGCCGGAUGACAUGUCAGCAAUCAAAGGAAUGGUAACUCAUCUAUGCCAUGAAAAUGGAUUUCCCCCAGGUAUCAUACGAAUUUCAGAAAUAAAAGGCGGUAGCAAAAACAAUAUCAUACUAUUCACAUGGAUUCUAACCACACUGGCCCCCGGUAGUCGCAUGGCACCAUGUAUGCACUAUGUUUUGAGGACUCCGAGAAUGCAAGGAGGGAUCCCCGACCUUUGGAUUCAAAGAACCGCCGCUUUCGAUUUCCUCUCCGCCAAGCACUUUGAAGUUCCCAAACUAUAUGCAUAUGAUACCACCUGCGGUAACGCCCUCCGAUCUCCGUAUAUCAUACAGCAACGAAUGGACGGUUGCACUUUGCUGGAAAAGUAUCGUAUAUUGUACCACAACUAUCUCACAUAUGGUCAUUACAAGCCAGAUUCUGAGUACGGGGAGGCUGCUUCCAUGAUAUCCAUGUAUAUUGAGAGACAAGAACUAGCAUAUCAAUUUGAAUAUUACGGAACUUUCCAGCCCGUUCAAGGAAUGGCUCUCAAGAGCUACAGACCUGAUAGAGUCAAGGAUAGGAUUGGUUUGACCGUUAAACCAUUCAUGGAUACUUUAUCCAUGAAAGCCAAUUCUACGGCCAUCGACUUUAUACUAGAAUUGCUUUUCAUGGCAGAGUCCCAGACGCGAAAUCCGGAUCAGGAAAUCAAAUAUCAAAAGAUUCGCCAUAUAGCUUUGUGUAUCAAGGUUUUGGACAGCAAUGUCAUUUAUCGUGCCGCGCAUAGACCCGAGCCAUCUGUUCUUUGGCAUCCGAAUUUUCAGCCCAGCAAAAUCAUGAUGACUGCAAAGCCCUCGUACAAUGACCCCAUACCCUAUGGACCGAAUGGAGAUCUUUAUCACAUAGAAUCUUACAAACUGGAAGCUGUACUAGGAUGGGAAGGCGCCAUGGCACUCCCUCGUAUCAUGACUCGAUGCCCUCCUUAUUUUCUAUGGGGAGAAGGUCCUCAGGUAUGCGAGGCAGAUCAUUAUGCAUGGAAAUGUGUCAGCGUCGAUGAAAUGAUAGAAGAAGGUCUACCGGGAUGGUGCGAGGAUGCUUAUGGAGAGAUGUCGAUUAUUGUUAGGGCGUUGGGAUUUUAUGCAUUGUUUGGUGUGGAUUUUAAAUGGAAUGAACUUCCUUAUGAGAUUUUGAUGGAUGUGUGGUCUCGUAUAGCUCCUGGAACGAGGGAUUUGGAGUAUGCUACGAAGUAGGAAAGUGCGUGUUUUUAUCGGAAGAGGUGUGAUGUCUCUUUUGAUGGAUGGGCAAAUGUGUGGGUAGAUCAGGGAUAUGAGAUGACUGUGGGGGGAGAUUGCACUAUCAGAUUUUAUCCGUCAAUUAUUAUAUCGGAGACA